ACGGCCAGCAGCAGCAGCAAACACAAGACACUCACUCACUCACUGAGACACAGCCGCUGCAUCCAUCCUGCCUUUGAGCGCUGACAGACGCCGCAUACCAUCACACACACUCUCACUCUUCAGACAAGCAAAACAAAAAAAAACUCCACAAAUCUAAACACAUCCAUCCUUUCCACCACCAACCCCCCAAAAAAAGAAAUUCUGAAUGCAAUGCUGGUUUUACUGUAAAACAUCCACGAGGUCCUUGGUGGUCAUUCGGAAUCCGCAAUAAGCAAACUUUCUUUAAAAAAAACAAACAACAGAAAGCAUCACCAGAGGGAGAGAGAGAAAGAGCAACAUUUGCCGAGAGACACCCGCAGCUGACAAUGUAAAGCCAGAGGAUUUUCACCCGCUCCUGGGAAGGAAGAGAAGUGGCAGACCGCUCAGGGCGUCGCUGCAAGCCAUCCCCUCGCGUCUCCUUUUAUUUAAAAAAAAUCAUUGAUUUGUUUGCCCGGAAAACAGAAAGUUCCUCAUGGCUCUGAUCAUGGAACCUGUCAGCAAGUGGAGCCCGAAUCAAGUGGUGGACUGGAUGAAAGGCCUUGAUGACUGCCUGCAACAAUACAUUAAGAACUUUGACAGGGAAAAAGUUAGUGGAGAUCAACUUCUGAGAAUCACUCAUCAGGAACUAGAGGAGCUUGGGGUCACUCGUAUUGGCCAUCAGGAGCUGAUCUUGGAGGCAGUAGACCUGUUGUGUGCUUUGAACUAUGGACUUGAAACCGAGAACCUCAAAACAUUAUCGCACAAACUCAACGCCUCCGCUAAAAAUCUCCAGAAUUUCAUAACUGGCCGGAGGAGGAGUGGGCACUAUGAUGGAAGGACUUCAAGAAGGUUGCCAAAUGAUUUCCUGACGUCAGUAGUGGAUCUCAUAGGUGCUGCUAAAAGCCUUCUGGCAUGGCUGGACAGAUCUCCAUUUGCUGCCGUGACAGACUAUUCUGUUACUAGAAACAAUGUGAUUCAACUCUGUCUGGAACUGACCACUAUUGUACAACAAGACUGUACUGUUUAUGAAACUGAAAACAAGAUUCUUCAUGUGUGUAAAACACUCUCAGGUGUUUGUGACCACAUUAUCUCCCUAUCUUCUGAUCCGCUGGUUUCACAAUCUGCUCACUUGGAGGUGGUUCAGCUGACAAACAUCAAACCCAGUGAAGGAUUGGGAAUGUAUAUCAAAUCAACAUAUGAUGGGUUACAUGUAAUAACUGGAACAACUGAGAAUUCUCCUGCAGAUCGGUGCAAGAAAAUCCACGCUGGGGAUGAAGUGAUUCAGGUCAAUCAUCAAACUGUGGUAGGAUGGCAGUUGAAAAACUUAGUAAAUGCACUUCGGGAAGAUCCCAAUGGGGUCAUCUUAACCUUAAAGAAACGUCCUCAGAGCAUGCUUACAUCUGCACCUGCUUUGCUAAAGAACAUGAGAUGGAAACCUCUUGCACUGCAGCCAAUUAUCCCAAAAAGUCCAACUGGUAGUGUUGCCACGCCAACCGGUACUCUCUGUACACCUACAAAACGAGAUAGUUCUGCACUUCAGGAUCUUUUUAUCCCCCCUCCUCCAUCCGAGCCAUAUACUCCCAGAAGGCUGGGAGGUUCCAGUAUCUCUAGAAUUAACAGGGAUGAUAAAGGGAACCUGCCCAUUGAGGAUUCCAGCAGACAUGCUUUGGGCAAACCAGUGCAUAAAGGAUCAGAGUCACCCAAUUCUUUCCUGGAUCAGGAAUAUCGAAAACGCUUCACCAUGAUUGAAGGGGAUGCGAUGAUUGUCAGCUAUGAUUACGACACCAGCAGGUCAAGUGUUCCAGGCAGAAGAGAAAAUACCCUGACCUAUGGUAAACUAAGGCCUAUUUCUAUGCCAGUGGAAUACAACUGGGCAGGGGAGCAUGAAGAUUUAAAUAGACCGAAAAGAGAUGGAAGAAGAGAAAGCUCACUGAUGAGAUACAUGAGCGACGAUAAGAUCCCUAUCAUUCAAGAGGAGUAUUUAUCUAAAAGAGACACUGGCAAGCGAUCCAGAAAGAAAAGUGACAAAUUAAGCAGUCCCAACCAUCCUAUUAGCCAUUAUGCACUGCCAACACCAGUACACCUAGAUGCUGUUCGACAGGAUUCUCUAAGUACACCUCUGCCAGAAAACAACACCAUCACUCUGUAUCAUACAUUUCAGCAGUCCCUGGGGCAGAAAUCCAAAAAAAGAAACAAAGACAGAUAUGGGCCGGGAUUUUUAAAUGGGUCUGGAAGAGUCCGGAGGGCAGAUCGGGGUCAGACUGGCCGGCCACAAGGUGCUGUGACAGCAAUGAGCAGGAGAAGAAUUUCUUGUAAGGACCUUGGUCGUGGAGACUGUGAAGGCUGGUUAUGGAAGAAAAAGGAUGCCAAGAGCUACUUCUCACAAAAAUGGAAAAAGUAUUGGGUUGUAUUGAAGGAUGUCUCUCUGUACUGGUACAUGAAUGAAGAAGAUGAGAAGGCUGAAGGAUUUAUCUGCCUUUCUGAGUUCAAAAUUGAUCGAGCAAGUGAAUGUCGGAAAAAGUAUGCCUUCAAAGCAUGCCACCCUAAGAUUAAAAGCUUCUACUUUGCAGCAGAUAAUAUGGAUGAUAUGAACAGGUGGCUGAGCAGGCUGGGCUUAGCAACAGUGGGAUAUGCAGAAAAAGAGCAGCGACUCAAACAAGAUCAAGAUUAUUGGAGUGAAAGUGAUCAAGAGGAUGCAGAUACCCCAUCAACCCCCAAGCAAGAGAGUCCACCACCUCCUUAUGACACGUACCCCCGAGCACCUUCAGUGAACUGUGCUAGUCCAUACCUUGAACCUAAGCACAACAGACUGUCGUCUACGGAAACCUCUCAUUCUCAUUCAUCCCAUGAAGAAUUCCGACCAGAACCUGCAGGAGGUACUGAGUCACCCGUUCGUAAACCAGGGGCUUGGGAACGGCGUUCAUGGCAAGAUCUAAUAGAAACUCCACUGACCAGCUCAGGGCUGCACUAUCUCCAGACUCUUCCUCUUGAGGAUUCUGUGUUUUGUGAAGCAGGCUUACCAACACCAGAACAUCGGAGGCAGUCAACUUUGCCAGCUCAGAGGUGCCAGAUCCAGGAUCACUAUGGACCCUUCCCAUUAGCAGAGGGUGAACGAUGGCCUGGAAUAAGUGGUGGGGGGUGUAAACCACGCAGUUUCACUCUACCUCGAGAUGGUGGUUUCAGUCAUUCCUGUCAAAACUCCACAAUCUGCGUCCCUGGAGUUCAGGUUGAAUUGGCUCAGAAACAAGAAAUCGAGGAAGAAAAGCAAGAAGAAAAUGAACCCACACCAGAGAAAACAGGGGACUCUUUGCAGGAUUUGUACAAGGCAUUGGAGAACGCCAGUGUGUCUCCAUUAGGAGAGCAUCGACUUUCCACCAAACAGGAAUUCAAGAGGUCCUUUGUAAAGAGAUGCGACAAUCCAGUUAUCAAUGAAAAAUUGCACAAGCUUAGAAUUCUAAAGAGCACAAUUAAGGCAAAAGAAGGAGAAGUAGCGAUUAUAGACAAGAUUCUAGACAAUCCCAGCUUGACAUCCAAAGAGUUCCAGGGAUGGAAACAAACCUAUGUAGAGCUGUUCAUGGAAAUCUGUCAGAACAAUGCAGCCACAGAACCAGUAAACGUGACAACUGAACAAGCUGCAUCCACACCUACACCACCUCUGAUGCACACCCAUUCAUACAUUGAAACCCAUGUAUGAACAGUUUCUCAGCAGGCCUUGUAUUAAAUAUAAUCAUUUUUUGACUGCUUACUUUUUACUGGUGAGUCAUGAUGUAAGUAUUUUCUUAGUACAGAGACUCCGAUUUAAUUCAAAUGUAUGUUGACUUUGCAUUAGAUACUGGAUUCAAAUGGGGAGGUGUUAUAGUUUGACUGAAGAGACACUGUGUCUUUGUAAGAUUCUUGGGCAAGCUUUGUCCCUCCUUAUAAAUAGAUGUCUUGAUGAUGCCACUUGGGUCAUGAUAACAUCGUUCUGUGGCUUACAUGUGAUGUUAUUGUGAUGUGCCAAUGAUAAAAAUGACAUUGAGAUUUUUUUCCCUACCAGAAUGGCAGUCAUGCCCUUGCAAGUUGACUGAUAUAAAUAAGUUAGCAUGAAAAGAACCUAUGAAGAAUUUGAGCUCAUAGGUUUCAUAUUGUAUUUCCUUUUUUUCCUUCUGCACACAUGUUGCACAUGAUUCUCUGAACACAGAUGUAGCAGGUUAUGAGGAAUGGCCUGAAAAUGGAUCUGCUUUGUACUAUCAAGCCCCCUCUAGCUCAUAUGCGUUAGGCACUUGGAUAAGUGGAAUAUCCCUCUCUCUGUCACACUGUCUCCCUCCCUCUCCUCCUCCUCUGAAAACUGCCACAUUACAGUGCAGUGCAUCGAUACAGCCAUAGCUUCCAUCCCCAUAACCCAAUAAGACCAUCUUUAGAGACUCAGCCCGGUAGAAUGAGACAUUAGAAGAAAAAUCACCGUGCUGCUAAUGCCACUACCAGCUACCAUUUUUUCCCCCAGAGUUCUCAAAUGGAAGCUUAUCUGCAGCAUGCCAGAGACUUGUAGCAGAAUGCAAAUUGAGAUUCUGUGAUGUGCAUGCUGCAAUUACAAGGUUAAAUUGGACACAUUGUGCCAGGCACCUUUUUAUAUUGGGAAAUAUACAGUCAAAGCAGCAAAUACAAAACUUCUCUCAAGAUGUGGCCUUUAGUGUGGGGCCAAGAAGAACAGUACACUCUUUCUGACCCAUUAAGAGAAACAGGUUGGUUCUUACACUUUCCAAAGCUUUCCAGCAUCACCUCACAGUUCCCUGACACCCCUUCUACUAUGCCCAGAUUCUCGCUCUUCUAUUAUCUGCAUAUCAGCAAGAUGCAUCAGGGUACCAAUAGCUCACUGGCAGAAUGUAAAUCAGGCCUGUUAAUGGCUUGACCCUCACACCAGUACAAAUAGCCAGUACACCUCAUUCGCAACCUGCCCACGAUUGCUUAACUGCAUUCCACCAGUUAUCCAUCUACAUUUCACCCACUGCUUGCCUGUGCAGCACCCACUGACCCCUCGAGCUCUGCUUGCAGCACCCGCUUGCAUCUUGUCCUCUGCCAGCAGGCGUCCUGACCUGUGCUCAUGCCCACCGAGUCUUCACCUGCUACCUUCCCAGUUUCCACCCACACCAUGUCCAUGCUGUGCCUGAUGUCAAAGUCAGCCUUAAAAUAUUUAUAUUAAUGAUGUUUUAUUCUGGCCUGGAAAGAAUAAGCUUCAGAUCAAGCUGUCUUCAAGCUUGCAAUCAGAUCAGCAAUAAAAGCAUGAUUGUAUUAUGCGAAUGUGUGAUUUAUGUAUAAUUAAAGAAUCUUCAGUUUUUAAAACUGUCACAAUAAUUUGCCAUAAUUUUAAGCAAAUCUGUAAAAUUAGCUCUUGGCCCUUCUGGAAAAAUAUUCUAGGUCUAUUUGACUGCAUCUUUAUGGUUUAGCUCUGUUCUUCAUGCACCUGCAUUCAUGCUCAUCACAGUACAAAAAAAAUUGACUCACCAUUUAAACCAUCACUUGUCCCUUCGUUCUUUGAACAAAGUUAACUAUUUAAUGGAGACAUGCAUAAAAUAGUCAAUCAUGUACUACUAGUUCAGCAACCCUCAUACGCCCCCAUAAAUCCUGAGCACAGUGAAAUUUGAAGGAGAUCUAACUAUUGAAACUUUAGCACACCACAGUUCAAGAAUGGUUCAGCAUCAUGAAAUGUAGAAGUGUAGCAAUGCAGAGUGGUCAUUUCUCCAUUUCACUGAACUCCUGUCUCAGUUACAGUAUUUAGGGGAAAUAUCACACAGAGGAGAGUUAUAACCAGUUGCUAUUGUGUUCUAACUGGUGACCAGUUGAAGAAUGGCUGAGACCAGUGAUUAAAUCAAUCAUCAUGGAAGCAGUGCAAAUAGCAGAAAGCCUGAAGGGUAUUCAUAUCUCAGUACCAGUUUGUCCUGCAUGCAGUACUUUACAUUUAUGACUGAAAUUAUAGUGUUCUUAUUCUGAAAGUCUUGAACAGGUUGAGCUAAAUUCUGUCACAUAAUCUUUGAUUUAUGAAUGGUUUCAUUGUGGUGUUUUGUUUGCAAUCAAAUGAAGACACAAAUAAUUUGCAGGCAGAGAAGUUCCAUUAACCUCACCUUAUUUGGACAGUCUGCAAUUCAGAAAGGUCCAUUUGUUUGCAGAACUAUGGUUAUUAAGACAUCCCUUUUGAAAUUAGGGUAAUUAUCUUCUGCAGUACUGCAUUACAAAAUUAUGAAUUUUGCCAUGCACUGUGUAUUUACUAUUACUUCAUAAGAUUUCCCCAAUCAAAAAUUGCUGUUAAACAGCAAGUAAUGCCAUUUCUUGUUUGAAUUGAACAUAUCAACUUGAAACCUGAUCCAGAAUGUAGAAAGUAGCCAUUGAGUUACAUGAUACAUUCUAUCACCCAAUGUAAAAUAAUAACCAACAUUACCCAAGUCAUGCCUAAUGAUGAUAUGGAACAUUCAAUCACACAACACAAUAGAACAGUAUAUGGUGAAAAUGUCUCAGCAGCCUGGAGGACAAUUACUUGAUUGACCAUGCAUGCUAUUUUCGAGUCAAACCAGAUUGUGAAAGGGUUGGACUUGAAUGCUAAUUGUAACCAUUUGAAAUAUUGUUCCCAUUCAUUGGGUGCUACAUGCACUCCUUAGAGCUCCACCAUGGCAUCUGUGGCAGAUAUGCAUGUUCUAGGCAUUGGCAAGCAUGCAUUGAAAAUCUCCUGGCAGUAUACACCCACAAUUUACACUGAUUGUUUCAAGAUUCAAGAGUCUAGAUUUCCUGACAUAUAGGAUGUCCAUCUUACUGCCAUUCCAUAAUAAUGUUCAUGUGAAGGCUGAGUACAAAUUCUGUGACCACAAGAUGAUCCCCAAAAUACAGCCACAAGACUGGCAUUCAGGAUAUCCUAGGCCUGAUGUAAUUUUAAUAAUUCUUGCUGACUUCCAAUGAGGCACAGAUGUCAAUGACUAUGGCUGUGGACUUUUAGAACCAAAUUGGAAAAUGCAUUAGCAAAUAAAUCAAAGAUCAAGGGGAAAGAAGAGAAGUCAAAAGGUCCUUGUCAAAAUUCAGAAUGCAUAUAUUACACAUACUACUUGUCUAAAGACAAAUGCCAUUUAAGAAUCAAUUAGAAAUAUAACAGAGGUCAUUUUGACCUUGAUCACAUAGCCAAAUAAAUUGACAGAGCAGAUUGUUUAAUUGAUAGCUAUCUGAUAGGAAUGUGAUAGCAUUGGAGUGUGCGCAGAGGAGAUAUACCUGGGUGUUGCCCAGGCUAAAGUAUUUUAGCUAUAAAGAAAGAUUGGACAGACCAAGGUUGUUUUCCUGAAAGCAGAAGAGAUUGAAAAGGACUGUGAUUGAGAUGUAUAAAAUUAUGAGGGGCAUAGGCACGGUGGAGAGGAUAAACAUUUCCGCUUGAUGAAGUGAUCAAUGACCAGGCAUAGAUUUAAGAGAAGAAGCAAAAGGUUUAAAGGAGAUGUGAGGUUGUUCACUUGGAGAGUGGUGGGAAUCUGGAAGUCAAUAACUGUAAAGAUGGUAGAGGCAGAAAUCCUCAUAACAUUUAAGAAGUAUUUAGACGUGCACGUCUGAUGCCAAGUCAUACAAGACUAUAGGAUAAGUGCUUGGAAAUGGGAUUAGAAUAGUUAGCUGGUUGUUUUUGACCAGCACAGACACAAUGAGCCUUUUUAUGAGCUGUCGAUCUCUAUGACUCUAUUCAUUUCCACUGAAAUAAAGAAAAAAAACUCAUUUCUAUAAUGAAUGAGUAAUGCACUCUGUCACUUUAUUGCCCAAAUAUUAAGGUAAAAAGUACCUCCAAAUGGUGGAGAUAUUCAGCAGGAUAAACUGUUAAUAUCUUAAUUUGAACCCUGACUCUACAGCACCCAUCUCUGCUAAUUUCUUCAUUCUGUUUUGUUCUAACUUAUUUUGUAUUUUACUACCUAAUUUCUAGUUUUCUAUGUUGCUUUAAACAGGUGUGCGUUGUUCAUCAUUAUUUUAUCACCUCAUCAUAGAUGUGCACAUAACCUAGAUACGUAAAUUCACAAGUUUUUUUGAUGUACGUUAUUGUAAACAGCUCAGGACCACUGAUGGUCAGUAUAGUUUUCAAGACCUAUUAACAGUAUUCAAAACUCAAUUAUUUCAUAUGGAGAUUUCCAUAGUUGGAUCUCAACUGUGCACACCUCUUCAUUCUUAGCUUCCAUUGCAACAGUUACUGUGAACCUUGAUCAGUAAUCACUGUCAUUCCUGUUGUAUGAGGUUUGGACUCCAGUAAACUGGGUGCCACUUUCAGCCAGAAUGUUAUAGAUUUGCAUUCAAGUAUGAUGAAGAUGGGCUUUUAAAUUCUGGGAUGAUUUUUGUUUUAAAUUUAAUUUUCAGGCUGCGUGAAUCAUUGGCAAGCCCAAACGUUUUGCUUAUUCAUAUUUACACUCGUGUUGGGUCUUGCUCCUGAGCCACAGAUAGAGGUUUGAUGCAAGUGGGUGGUUUGCUUGACUAUUUCAGAGGAUAGUAAACCAUCCUUGCAAGAGUAUAGAUUCAUAUAUCAUCCAGUCUGGGUAAGGACAGUAAGUUUCCAGUCCUAAGGGCAUUAGUGAACCAGUUGGACUUUUAUUACAAUCUAACAGCUUCAUGGUCACUUAACCACUUUUGUGCCUACAGUGAAAUUUAAUACACCAUAAUUUCUUUUUCAAUACCUGUCAAAACUAUGAACACUUGGUAAUGGCAAAAAAACUCAAAGAUUUACUAUUCUCACAAAAAAAAUUAUUGUUACAAUGAUAUACAGUGAAGUUGUUUGCACAUGAUAAUAAUGUACCAAAGGAAACAAAAAUUGCACUUUCUACGUAUUUACAAUAAUCCAACCACUCAAAGCCAGAAAUAGGGAACAUUUUAUAUUUUAGAAGGAAAUUUCAAUUAAAAUUAAAUAUAACAAAUACACUUCAUGUAUUAUUGGAAAUAUUAGAAUUGUGCAGUACAGUAGGUGAUUGGUUUUGGAAAGGCAGAGCAUUUGCAUUUAACACAAAUGAUUAUGUGACAUCAGGACUGAUUUUGAAUUAAACCGGGACUUAGCAAAGACUUGUCAAGAUAUUAUACAAAUUAAGUAAACUUGAUAUAGUCAAACAUGAGUUACAUUGAAUGAGUGUCUUGAUAGUGAAAUAAAGAUUUUUCCAGCAGUAGCAAUUUAAUCUGACUUUCAAUGAAAAAAUUAAAUUUGUGCCAAGCACAGUGAGACUAGGUUGUCUUUGCAGGUUUUUUAACCUAACGUCAAAUUACAGAUCGGUGUACUCAUGAUCACAAGCUCUGCUGUUGCUGCUAUUGCAAGCCUGUAAUUUAUACUUGAGCAAUGUCUCGUAUUAUUCCAACAUUACUGCUGUAAAUUAAAUAGUGGACUUAAAUGACCACGUAUGCUAACAGAUCUUUUCGCACAUUGUAAUGACCAGUUACUUGUGUAUAUAUGCAGGAAUCUAAUGCUUUAAAAAACAAAAAAAAAACACAAAAAAUGCAUCAUCAGUUUAAGAAUUAUAUACUUUUUGUGUGUGAAUUAAGCUAAUUUUAGAGGUUAUAUCUGCAACAGGGAGGGAGGAACUUUAUAAAAAAAUAAUAUUUCAAAAGACCGUUUUUUGAACCAGAGUAUAUUCUAAUUCUGAUCAUUUUCCUAACUGUCCACUGCAAGUGAACAAGAAAGUGGCCUUCUUUCAGAACAUGGAAUAUGAAUUCACUCCAUGAAAGACAGGCAAACAAUAAUGCCCUUUGAUUUGGAUAGAUUCCAAAUCAAGGCUGAAAUCUAAAAAGAGAUAUUUGUAUAAACUAAAAAAAAUAUAUGUACUGCAUGGGUACUGACAAAUGAAUUGUGAAGUUUUAUAUAAUAAUUGUCAUUAUUUCAAAGAGAAAUACUUGAGUAAGGAUAUCAAGUUGUGGCACUUACACCAAGCAUUAUGCCUCUGUUGUACUGUACAUUGUGACAGAUUUUUUUUGUAAUGGACCAAAAAAAUAAAGUGUAUUGAUAUAAGGAAAAUUAUUUCUACUUUGAGUGUAGUUUACAGGCUUUAAAGAUGAUGUAGUUAUAACCUUGUUUUGAAGAAUAAAGAUCUGUUGCUGUGCAACAGCUUUAUGGUUUGCACUUUACUUAGUAAAGAAUUGCAUUCAAUGUUUUAAAUUUUGAAAGCUGUUUCUCAAAGACUGCAUUAUUCCUAAGUGGCAAGUGUAGCAUGAAGUCAUAAAGUAGUCUUUCUUGUGAUACCUACAUGAAU
This is a messenger RNA of Stegostoma tigrinum, 10226 nucleotides long. It is a transcript of the gene cnksr2a, whose product is annotated as connector enhancer of kinase suppressor of Ras 2a. Gene Ontology annotation, biological process: regulation of signal transduction. Gene Ontology annotation, cellular component: membrane; cytoplasm. Lineage: Eukaryota; Metazoa; Chordata; Chondrichthyes; Orectolobiformes; Stegostomatidae. The transcript is spliced from 24 exons. Gene Ontology annotation, molecular function: protein binding. Bases 512 to 3712 code for a protein of 1066 amino acids. The record is from RefSeq and is a predicted model, not a curated record.